AUGUACGCCUGCUGCCUUCUGGCGCGCGUGGACAUCACCGAGGGCGUUCCGCGCAACGCCGUCGUCGGCUACUGCCCCGACUGCUUCUCCUACCUCCAGCCGCCGCGCUCCUGGCUCUGCGCCGGCCCGGAGUCCCCCGAGUUCCUGCAGAUCCUCCUGCGCCGCCUCAAGCACCCGCUCACCUGCCUCCGUAUCUUGCUCUCUCGCGUCGAGUUUGUCUUCUCCGAGCCCCACUUUAAGAGAAAAGGCCAGAGCCCGACUUUAUAA
Molecule: messenger RNA, 267 nt
Organism: Triticum turgidum subsp. durum (durum wheat)
Lineage: Eukaryota; Viridiplantae; Streptophyta; Magnoliopsida; Poales; Poaceae
Source: the annotation of a GenBank genome assembly